UCUAGCAAGUUCUACUAUGACAUGGACAUCGGGCAAUUAAGAAGGUCGCGAUUUCUGUGCUAUUAUUCGGUUUUUGUAAACUUCCUAGGACUGUGUAUACAUUUUUUUUCUAUAUAUUCAACUUAUGAAUAUAAUCAUAUACAUGAUAUUCCCAGUAACUUUAUACCUCUUUUCAGUUUUAUCAAUAGUUAUCAAUUUCUCGGAUUGUUUUUCAUAUACGUAGACUUGGUUCAGUUUCAUCAAAUUGAAAUUGUUAAAUUAUAUCGCGAAGUGCAGAAAAUUCUGAAAUAUUUUGCCAAUUGCAAUUAUAAAAAACUAGAAAAACUGUAUCUUUGGCGAGAUGUGUCAAUCGCCAUAUUGAAUGCCAUAACUAUGGUCAUUUGGGAUGGCACCGUGCACUUUAAAUUUUUCAGAGUGCAUAAGCUUUGGUACUCAGUGAUUGGAAAUGCCGCCUAUAUUUUUGGAAUAUGUAUGCUCUGGAACAUUAGGCGAUGCUUUUGCUAUGUGCUAAGUUGGCUGGAGGAUUUGGAGCAUCGCUGCUUAGAGUACAAAGAGUUACGACGUCUGCAACGAAUUCAUCAGCAAUUGAUUAAUGCAACCAAGACAUUUUCAUCGAUUUAUAGCCAUAUUAUAUUCUUCUUUCUGAUGCGUACUUCGUAUUUUUGUAUGAUAUCUUUAUAUUUUACCAUACGCAUCUAUUAUUCAAAUCCCCGAAUGCAUGUGGGUCUCAAAUAUCAGUUACUAACGCCAUUGUUGUGCAUCAACGGCAUGAUAUUGCUAUUUACACUGGGAAGCGCCACAGGACGAAUGGAGAAAUUUUCAAAGGAAACUAAGGAUAUUUUGCGUCGCUCAUGUACUCAACAUGAAUUGCUGGAACGAAGUAACUCUUUGCUGGGCUUGCAUCUCAGCUUGGAGAGGACAGAUGUUCGUCUCUAUGGACAGGUGACCAUUAAUCGUCGGCUAUGCUUCACCUUUCUCUCGCAAAUUCUACUCUAUGUGAUCUGUAUGAUUCAAGAAGAUUUUAACAUUAUAUGGCACUAACUACAAUCUUAAUCAAUGUGUUGCGUAGACUUGAAGUUAGAGUAUGGCGCAUAGUGAAUGGGUAAGUGAGCUUAAGCCUUUCGCGUGGAGCACCUGCUGCAGACUACUCAUGAAACUA
Molecule: messenger RNA, 1159 nt
Organism: Drosophila nasuta
Lineage: Eukaryota; Metazoa; Arthropoda; Insecta; Diptera; Drosophilidae
Exons: 2
Coding region: 22-1041 (339 amino acids)
Biological process (GO): sensory perception of taste
Cellular component (GO): membrane
Source: RefSeq, a predicted model, not a curated record